AUGCUACUUUUUUAUAUUUUCAUUGUUUUUUUGAACACUCAUUGUUUUGUUGUUGCGCAACUUUUUACACCGUGUAAUGGCAAAUCGGCGCUGAAUGGUGUUUGUGAUGUGAAUUUGGAUUGUGAUAAUAAGGGAUCGAUUUGUUUACGUGGAAAAUGUCGAUGUCAUCCGCAUUAUGUGGAGACGCAGGAUGAAAAAGGACGACUUCCGAAAUGUGCACCGCGUGAGUUGACUUUUUGAGUUUUUGAAAAAUUUUUGACAAAAACUUUUUUUUUGAAAACUAAGAACUGGGAUUAGUUUCGAAAAUCAAAUCGAUUUUUGAGUGCUCCAAAAUUCCAGAAGGUUUUCAACUCUCAAAAAUAUCCCUUCCAGUUCCUGCAAAAAUCGGAGCCAGCUGCUCUUCAAAAUGUCGCGAGCCUCUAUUCUGCCGAAAUGGCGAAUGUCAAUGUGUUCAACGCGGAACAACCCGCGUAUCAAACGGCGAAUGCAUCACAACAUCAAGAGUCGGCGAUCGUUGCUCAAGACAUUAUGAUUGCACUUCGCCAUUCUCAGCCUGUCUCAAUUCCCAAUGUGUCUGUAUUUCUGGAACAAUCCAACAAGGUUCUCGAUGUGUCGCAGCUGCCAAUUGUCCGCUCGGAGGUCUUCCCGGACAAAGUUGUGUUCGUCGAUCUGAUCCAUCGCUGGCUUUCAAUUUGCCACCCGAUCAGGAUAAUUGUCCAGCUGGUCAGAUGUGUAUUACAGCCGCUGAUAGCAGCGUAGGUCAUUGUUGCCCAAUGGUUUGCCCGUUGGCCAGUCAUAUCGACACAAAAUAUUCGUGUGAUCCGAAUGCCACGUCAAAAUGUCCUGCCGAUUCUCAUUUUUGUCAUUUGUUAUCAGGUGAGUAUCUAUUAUCGAAAAUCCCAUCGGUACUACGCGCUCCACCGAAAUAAACACGCAACGCAGACCGCGUCGCGCCACAACACACACAAAUAGGGGAACGAUUCAAAUUCCCUCCCUUUUUUGUGUGUGUGUUGUAGCGCGGCGCGGUCUGCGUUGCGUGUUUAUUUCGGUGGAGCGCGUGGUACCGAUGAGAUUUUCGAUAAUAUAUCAAUUGAGAGCCCCACAAUAAUAAUAAUCCAACUCAUUUUCAGACGGCUCAUUCACCCAAGCAGUUUGCUGCCGUCGACCGUGCAACGCAAUGGCACCCAACGCUCUCUACGCCAACAACCAAUGUAUUCCACGUGGCCAACUCAACUCCGCGUGCACAACAAAUGCUCAAUGCGGCGGUGGCGAAGGUAUGGAGUGUGUGAAAGGACAAUGCCAGUGUAUUCAAAAUUUCCAUCCGGCCGUCGAUGCGCUAACUCAUCCGUUGAAAAAUCCAUCGCAAACUUGUUCGAGAGAUUGUGAGAGUGAAGAUUUGUCGAGGGAUACAAGUUGUAUGAAGGUGAGGGAAUUUUUGAGAAGAUCUAGAUAGUUUCUAAAGCAUCUCUAGGAUAUGUUGAUCAGUUUUUAAAGUUAGGUUAACUAGUACAUUGGCUAGUGAAACAAAAUUCUCAAAAAAAUUGCCACGUCAUGAUCAAAAUCUUCUCAAAAACCUCAGGCUGUUCCCCUCGGCUCUCUCUGCUUCAUCCAAAAACAAUGUCCCACAAAUUCCGGAUGUUACCGUGGCCGAUGCAUGUGUCGAUGUGGAUUUGCCGCAAAAUCCGGAAAAUGUGUAGCUCUUCCAGCACCGUCAACAACAACUUCAGCACCAUCCCGUAAGAUUUCGUUCAAAAUUUUCCAAACAAAAAAUAUUUUAGCUCCAAUAAUCCCUGGUGUCCAAUUACCACCAGGAAACGAUUUGUUCAAACUUUUCGGUCAAUUUUUGGGCGGCGGAAACGGUGCAAACGCUUUCAAUUUAGGCUAA
Messenger RNA from Caenorhabditis angaria, 1885 nucleotides. Lineage: Eukaryota; Metazoa; Nematoda; Chromadorea; Rhabditida; Rhabditidae. The record is from the annotation of a GenBank genome assembly.